Messenger RNA from Vespa crabro (European hornet), 7756 nucleotides. It is a transcript of the gene Bap170, whose product is annotated as AT-rich interactive domain-containing protein 2. The record is from RefSeq and is a predicted model, not a curated record. Gene Ontology annotation, biological process: regulation of DNA-templated transcription. The transcript has 17 exons. Bases 42 to 5513 code for a protein of 1823 amino acids. Gene Ontology annotation, cellular component: SWI/SNF superfamily-type complex. NCBI's taxonomy places the organism in Eukaryota, Metazoa, Arthropoda, Insecta, Hymenoptera, Vespidae. Gene Ontology annotation, molecular function: DNA binding.
CACGCCAGAGAGCCGCUUACACUGUCAUCGUAUCCGUGAUCAUGGCCAAGAUCCUCGACAAGGACCCCGUCACCUACGAGAGGGAGAGGGAAAACUUCAUGAAGGACCUCCGGCAUUUCCACGAAACCAGAGGAACGCCAUUUCGGAAGUCACCGAAAAUCAGUGGGAAGGAGAUAGAUCUGUAUUUGUUAUACGUCGUCGUUACCGCCCGUGGUGGAUGGAUAAAGGUGAAUACCAGAAAUGAAUGGGCCUCGCUAUGCGAACAAUUUCAUCUGCCAAACGGCUGUGUCAACAGUGGAAUCGGUCUUAAACAAAUAUACCUUCGAUAUCUAGACAGGUACGAAAAGGUUCAUUUCUUAGGAGAAGAUGGACAGCAAGCCGAUGAUGAAGACGAAGAUUCCAGACACCGGAAGUGGUCUGCCAGGGCAUUACAUUCAGUUCCUCUUACGUAUAAUCAUCAUCAACAUAAUGUUGCAGAAUCUCUUCGCGAUUACAAUGGUCUUUCAUCCGAUCUUUACAAACCAUCCAACUACGACAAAUUGGCAUUAUCGCUUCUUUCGCCUCUUCCAAACGAACAAGACUUCGCAAUCAAUGUUUGCACACUUUUGUCGAACGAAGGAAAACAUACGUUACGUCUCGAUAAGUAUCCACGUUUGGUGAAUAUCCUGCUCGCGCAUGCUGGCGUUUUCGACUCGCCUGGUACGCGACAACUUUUCAUUGAGGUUUAUUCUCGUGUGAGGAACUAUUCUAUCAAUUCGUUUUGGUCGGAUGUACUCGAUUCGCAAGACGUGAUAGACCUUACGAACGAGAAAACCUUUAUGAAGAAGCCAUCAACGAGCUUACACACGUUCUCUAGGCGGAAAACAUUAGAGAAAGAGAAGCAAAAUAAAGUAACAGUAACGGUCCAAGACAACGAGGAGACGGUCACGUCGAUGGAUGUGGAUGGGGUGCUUCCAGACUGUUCACGUCUAGAUCCUAUUGGUUCUCAUCAAGAUGAGAAUUUUAAAGAUCAGAAUCAAAAUUCGAUAAAAUUCGAAGAAGAGGAUAAAGACUUGUUUUGCGUCGGUAGAACGUUAGGCACGCAGGAUCCGUACGGUCAACGCGUGUUACAGAUAGCGUCUAUCUUACGAAAUCUCAGUUUCACUCCGGAGAAUGCCGCGGUGCUAAGCAGGAAUCGAUGUUUUUUGAGAUUCGUUUUAUUAUGUAUAAGAGCAAGGUGGAGUAAUUUGCAUCAACUUGGUUUCGAUAUACUAGGGAAUAUAGCAAACGAAAUCGUUUUAAAAGAAGCUGGCGAAAGGAUAACAGAUGUUGUCCUGUCUUGUGUGGCAAAAGGUAUCGAGUCGCAAGAUAGAUUUAUCGUUAUAUCCUGUUUGGAGGUGCUUAAUAAGAUCAGUCAACAGGAUAGUAACGAAGAAAUCGUUACGUUUGGAUUGGAAGAUAGCGUCUAUGAACUUAUUUGCAGGUUUUUAGCUCUAAGUGAUAUAGCUCUUUUAGUUUAUACUUUGGAGUGUUUAUACGCUUUAACUUCGUUGGGCGAAAGACCGUGUACUAGUGUCGCGCGGGUACGUGGAGCUAUCGAUACAUUGGUCGCGCUUGUCACCGUCGAAGCACAGAGUUAUGGCCCAAAAGCUUGCAUUUUGAUGAGAGUGGUAGAAACUGUAUCUACUAUACCCACACCUUCGAAUACGUCUCAGAAUACUCCUGUUGCUGCUGCUGCCACUACUCCGGUUGCGUCAGUAACAUCAUCACCCGUGCCAGCUACUCCAGCUACGAUUACCGCAACGUCGGCUCCAGUUAGCCCAGCACCUUCUAGACCUAAUACACCUGCAACUACAACCAAGUCCACAACGCACAAAACAGUAGAGACGGCUAAUGCGCUUCAACAACAACACGCGCAUCAACAAAUCAUUCAGGAAAACGAGCAAUUCGCUUUAGGAUGGUUAAGAGCUACCUUUGAGCUUGCACCAGGUAUACGCAUAGAACAAGAGGAACUCUACAAAAAAUAUCUCGGGUGUUGUACGAAGAUUGGCAGGAGAGGAGUAAUUGCGCCACUUCAUUUUCCCAGAUGUGUUAGGUCAGUGUUUGGGGGAACUAUUGGUCCAAAUCCACUCAAAGGAGAAUCAACUGGUACUCAGUAUUACGAAGGCAUCCGUGUACGGGCUACACCAGGCCAAGUAACUUAUCCGAGCCAAACUGUAAUUGCGACUAAUACAGCUCCGAUAUCAGCGGUCAACACAACUCCAGUAAAGGUGCUUCCCGUACAACAGCGUACAAUCAAGAAUAUAAGUCCUGCUCCCGAUAGCACGGCCCUAGACAAUCCUGCAUCUGGAGUUCACAGAACUCCAGCCCCUGCAUCUCCCAUUCUAAAAGCCCAGUUGUCUGCCCCUCCAAAACCACCUUCCAUUACGUCAAAUCAAUCCCAAAAUCCAGUCACCAAGGUUGAUUCUAAAAGUCAGGUAUCAGUAUCUCACCCCCACCUGAGUCAAGCAUUGCUGGCCAGUGGAUCCCAAAAUCAGCAGCAGCAGCAGCAGCACUCCCAAUCUGUCCAAGUAGUAACAAAAGAAGAUAACCGAAGUAGUACUACAUCCAGUUCUAUAAUAAAAAGCCUUUUGGCUACCAAGGUAACAGCCAGCAGUGACUGCAUGUCCAGUGCUGCUGCAACUUGUGUGUCUACCCUUACUGCCUGUGUAACAAACACUACUACUAGCAUCGCAUCCAGCAUCAGUGCCAACCAGCUAAUAACAAGCAACCAGGUUGCACAACGUCAACAACAGCAAAGGUUACUGCAACAGCAAUUAACAGGUGUGGUACAACCUGCAGCUCCUGCAGCUACACCAGCAACAAUACUCCCUAAAGUUUCUGUGAACUCUAAACAAAAACCAGUAAUUGCAGCUAUUCCUGCCAAAAAAAUACAGAGACUUAAUGGAGCUAAAUUUGUUUUGACCAACAAUUGUGAGAAGACUGAAGUAAAUGAUGUAAAUGAAAGUGUCAACCAAAUCGUAACCUCAACUACAGUAAUUUUGAAUUCAACUGAGAAUCACAUAUCCUCGAUCGUAAAAGUUUGUCAACCACCGACCUCUACUACAAUUUGUACAAACAAGUCCAAUCAACGAAGUACGUGUACUUCGAUUGCUGAAGAUUCUGAUUCAACGAACAAUUCUUUGGCUUCUAGUAGUGGUAUAGGUGGUAGUAGAGAUUUUUCCGGUGCUGGUGCUGAAGAAGAUAAUUCUUUAACGAGUUUUGAAGGAAUACUUUUAAAUGGUGCACCAACUAACAUAGAUAUUAAUGCACAAGAUGAUGGAUCAUCCAAAGAUUCAUCUAGCAUAAGUUCAAAGGAGAAACCAUUGCAGAGUAUGAUGUUGGCCGAUUUAUUAGAAAGAAAGGUAGAUAAAGAGCCUAUUUUAAAUGGAGUUCUUGGAAAGAAUUCAAUAAACGAAAAAGGAAUAGAUUUGGUUGAAAAUCAUAUUAAAAAGGUAUUAAAAGAAUCUCCGACUGAUAUUAAAAUAAAAAAUGAUAUAACAGAAAGUAAUACCAUGCAGACCGAAGUAUCUGAAGAUACAUUAAUUGAAGCUCCUAGAGGAAUAAAAAGAGCAGCUAGUGAAUCUGAUGAGAUAGAUGCAAAGAAACCAAAAUAUUCUAAUGGCACUACAUCGCCUGAUCCUGCUGUUGAUUCAACAACUGCUGAAUCUACUAUAUCCAGUAUAAAAUCGGAAGAACAAGAAGAUGACAAAGACAGUGAGAAAGCAACAGUUUCAUCUACUGCUGCAAAUCUUUAUGCAGCUCUUGCUGCUGAUUGCAUAGAAGAUGAAACUGAUCUUGAUGAACAAGUGAACAUUAAUAAGGAAGAACCUUCUCCAGUCGUGAAAGAAGAACCUCACAUAUUUAUUAAUCAAAUUACUCAACAACAACAGCAACAGCAUCAAUCACAGCAACAGCAGCAGCAACAACCACAGCAACAACAACAGCAGCAUCAACAACAUCUGCAGCAACAUCACCAACAUCCACAGCAGCAGCAACAUCAUCAUCAUCAUCAGCAUCAGCAGCCGCAGCAACAUCAUCAGCAACACCAGCAGCAUCAACAACAGUUAAUAGUAGCGACUCCUCGACAAAUAGUUGUUCAACAAACAAUUCAGUCAAACAAUCAAGUUAUAAUUCCUGCUGCGUCCGUCAAAGGAAGACAAGCACAAGCACAGCCACAAGUUCUGUUACAACAAAGUGCGGGAGGGCAACUGCAAUAUGUCGUAUCUGGUGGUGUUCCUGGACAAAACUAUGUGUUGGCUCAACCACAAACAGCUUUAGUACAAGGGCAAGCACAGACGGUUCUUGUUGCUCAGACAACUCAACAACAAGGCACUGGCACGAAAACUAUUAUCAUUUUACAGCCACAAGCUGCUCCUCAACCAACACCACAAAAAAUGGUAGCUGUUACACCUCAAGGACAACAAGUUGUUGUAACUCAAGUUCCACGUCCUAUUUUACAAAGUCCAGCUCUUGGAAAUAUUCCUCCUCCGUUGGUACCUACGUCAGCCACAAUUCCACAGACUUCCAUAAUAGUUAAUAGUUCUGUAGCACAAACUAAUCCAAAUACUGUAACCGUUACGAUACCUGCGAUGGCUCAACAGAAUCCAGUGUCUGCUAGUGUACCAUCGAGGGUCGUAACACCGACUCCUGCUUCGACUCCACCACCUACAAGACCAACUACUCCUCACCAAGCAGCAGCGACACAUGGACAUUUAGUUAAACCACCAGUAAAGGCCAUAAAAACUGUAAGUUCUUCGACUUCAACAGAACCAGAAUCGAAACCUUCUACCAGUCAACUUCCACCUGAGAAUAAAACUAUUACUAUUAAAAUCGAUCCUAACGCAUAUCUAUGUGAAUGGCGAGGUUGUUUAAGGCAAUUUAAAACUCCCCAUGAAGUUUUUCUUCAUGUGUGUGAAAUUCAUUGUCCAACUGGCGGAGAAGAAAUAUUGUGCUUAUGGGGCAGUUGCGAUGCUUUAAAGAGACGUCGAUUCUCUUUAAUGACGCACUUAUUCGAUAGGCACUGUAAUUCUGAUGCAAUGAUCCUUAGAAGAAAACAAUUAACCGUGACUGGAAAAACUGAAGUAUCUACGUCCACUCCUCCAACGCCUCAUCACCCUGGAUAUGCACCGAAUGCAGCAUUCCAUGCUAUUAAAAGACAUGCUUUGGAAUUCGUGAAUCCUAAGGAAUUGAUGGCAAAGCAGCAGAGGCCAACCAAGCCCGCUGCAGCCACUUCAAGCUCUUCUUCUCCCAGACCUGGGCAAAACCCUCCACCAGAACAGGAUGACAACGAAGGUCCAGUGACUAAAAGUAUUCGCCUGACGGCAGCUCUUAUUCUCAGAAACCUAGUCAUAUACUCAACACAUGGUAGAAGGCAUCUUAGAGCAUAUGAACCUCAUUUGGCAGGUGUGGCAUUAAGUAAUGUUGAAUCAUCAAGGACGAUCGCACAAGUUUUAUAUGAUAUGAAUGAUCAGAGCAGUAGUAAUCAUAGGUGACCUCUUGAUGCAGGCCUCUAAGCUCUUAAACUUUCUGAGCAGCGAUUGACUUGGUUAUUUCAAAUUAAGCUGGUAAAGAAAAACAGUGGAGUUAUAAGGUAGUAUGGAUUUUGGAGAGAUUUCAAAUUGUGUCUUUGUGCAUAAAAUCUGAAAAGAAACUGAAAGCGAUGUUCCAUAUAUAAAGAGGCCUAUAAACUUACUAGGCAAGCCAGUUUGCCAAUUUAGACCAUAAUACGAACUGUAACUAGUGACAUGAAACCAAGACAGUAGUUGAAGUGAUGCAGAACAGUGAUAAUGAACGAAAUAAUAUUUCAGAUUUAAUAUUAAUAUUUAUUUUCUCAACAAGAAGCGAUGAAUGUUUUUAGUAAACGUGUACAAAAACGGCGAAGAAAAUACUUUAUGGACGUUAUAGUUAAUUGUAAUCAAUAUUAUACUAUUAUUAAUUAAUAUUAUUGUAUGUUUUUUCAUAAGCCACCAAGAACCUAGAACGUAAAAAAUCUUUUUAUCAAAUAUGUUUCUCUUAGAAAUCUAUUAUUUGCUUAUAAUUGCACACAUCUUGCAGUUAAAUGGCUACAUUGUUGUCUCUCCUUGUUUUAUUUUUGAGUAAUCUUAUAGUCAAGAGUUAGUAAGGAAUCACAGCAUACGUACACGCAUAUUAGUGAAUUUGUUACAAUAGAAUAUAUCAUAUCAUUGCAGAAUUUGAAUGUCUAGUUUAGAUCAACUUUAUCUUCGGGAUUCUGCAUGUUCAGAUCUUCUGAUACAUCUGACAUUUUUUUAGAUAUUUAUUUUACAGAUCGUAACAAACUCCAGAAAUUCAAGACUUUUUUUUGCAACUUUGUCAUUAGCAAAUUUUUGUAACGAUGUAAUUCUUCAUUAAAUUAUUUAUACAAAUUGUGCAACAAUAUGAUUAAUCGAUUAAGUUUUCUAUGUAGAUUUAUAGAAGAAUCGUAUACUUUAUAUAUACAACAUAGGGCCUAAAAAUAUUGUGCUACUCAUUAUAAUCUUGUCAGUUCCUUUUUUUUUAGCACAAUACGAUUGUAUUUUUAUUUUUUAAUCUGACAGCUUUAGCAGAAUAAUUAUAAGAUAUUAAAGUUCCAUGCACAAUGUAUAUAAAUGUCUAUCAUAUCUUUGAUUCGUUUUGACUAGAAUAUACAAAAUUUAUUAAACUUUAAUGGGUGUAAUAGUUGUUUAUUUAAUUGAAACGCAUAAUGACAAAGUUUUUUUUAGAGAAUUUUACAUAAUUGAUUUUCACAUAAAAUAUUGUAUUUCUAAAAAUUUUAUAUUAUAUAGAAUGUAAAAAUAAUGCCAUAAAAGAUAACUUCCAUUGGUCUCACAAAUUGAAUGAUGGUAAAAAAUUUAUUCUAACUUGGUUCUUUGGUGCAUUAAAUAUAAUUUAUGUAAAAGGUGUCGUUUUCAAAUAUUUUAAAAGUUUUAUAUUAUUGAACAUCUUACAACUUCACAUAGAUUGCAUUUACAUAUUGUUUCUCUAGUAUCCUGAGACACCAGUAACAUUGCAUAUAAAUUAAGCUAAUCAUAUUCAACUAUACAUAUAUAAUAUACAUACCUGUACAUAAUACUUGUAUUUCAUUCAUGAUGUUACAGCGUCUGUGUAAAUUUCUUAAAGUUGUAAGGUUAAGCGUUUAAAAGAGCGAAGUAAAAAUAUUGUAUUAUAAUAGAUUAUGACAAAACGUAGAAGUUGCAAAAGAUGGAUUUUUGUAAUUACUCAUCAGGUUCAGCAAUAGUUACAAAUGCUGGAUCGGUAUUAUAAAACAGCUGAUUAAGAAUGAUUAAAAAUAUAAACUAUGAUAAUGGACCCUAUGUGAGCCUCUAUUAUGUAUUUUAUACAUAAAUAUAUAUAUAAAAAAACAAGUUUAAUAGCUGACCGUUUAGGAGGAUGAAAAUCUUAAUGAGAGGCUUUUUAUUUUUAUUAUUUGUAAUUAUCUAGUUUACACAUUCAUCAUUUGGUACGAUCAUUGAAGAUCAUAAAUAAACAACUGUGUAAAAGAACGAAAAGUUCAUGUAAUAAAUAAGUACGAUGAAAAAAUAUAAAGGAAAAUGAAUGAAUGUCUUUGAUAUUCAUUCUGCCAUUAUAUUGUGCGGAUGUGUUAAUAGCGUAUUAGUACUACCGAGCGAAAGAUAUUGAUAGUCGAGUGAUAAUUAAUAUCCUGAUGAUCAUAUUGCCACAUUGCCAGUUAGGCAAUAUAUACUAUUAAAAAAAAUUUAAAUACAAUAAUUAUAUCGUA